This is a messenger RNA of Diorhabda carinulata, 3714 nucleotides long. RefSeq names its product facilitated trehalose transporter Tret1-like. The transcript is spliced from 4 exons. Gene Ontology annotation, biological process: transmembrane transport. Lineage: Eukaryota; Metazoa; Arthropoda; Insecta; Coleoptera; Chrysomelidae. Bases 542 to 1744 code for a protein of 400 amino acids. Gene Ontology annotation, molecular function: transmembrane transporter activity. Gene Ontology annotation, cellular component: membrane. The record is from RefSeq and is a predicted model, not a curated record.
AUUAAGAGAAGUUGUUACGAAUAAGUCGUAAUGAACAAUGAUUAGGGAGUAUGGGUAGGUAGAAUGUAAUUCCAUUGUAGUUUUAACAGUGGAUUAAUUAGUGACGCCAUGGUUGGUGAUAGGAAAAAAAUUGCUACAAUUCUCACAGUUUAUUUGGAAGAUUGGUAUACUGUUCAGUAUUCAAAGUACUGGUGAACUGAUUACUACUGUUUUUUUCGAUCAACGAUAUCUUCAAUAACACGCUGCUGAAUGAAUAUUUAUAAGCCUUCAUAGCUACAAUAAAUUAUCUACACAAAACUUUGUAUUUACUAUACAAAACAUAUCUAAUGAAAAAGCUGCACAUGAGCAUUUUAUAAAACAAAUUUGAUGUUAGUUUGUUUAUUUAUUAUUCGGCAACAGUGUAAUACACACAGCCGCAUGUUACGGACGUGGAUAGAUUGGGUUGGACAGAUGUCGUUUGGCAUCUGCUUGCGUUCUGUUGAUAUUGGCUUCAGCAUCAGCGAUAUGGAUCGUUUUUGGAAUAAAGAAACUCGAAAGGAUAAUGUUUCUCAAGAUCCACCAUGUGAAUAUUCUAAACGCAAUGCUUCCAGUGGGUAGUGUUGCUGGUACAAUAAUAUUCGGCACAGCGGCGGAAUUAUCGGGGAGAAAAAUAACAUUGCUAGCAAUAGCAGCGACUUACGCAAUAGCAUUCAUUGUUUUCCAGUUUGUUAAAUCUUUGACAGUUGCUUGUAUUGGUAGAGUGAUCGCAGGAUUAGCUGUAGGAGGAAGUUACAUCGUUUUACCUAUUUAUAUAGGAGAAAUAUCUGAACCAUCUUCCAGAGGAAAGAUGGGUUGUAUGAUGACUAUAAGCUCUUUAAUAGGCUACUUAGUAUGUUAUUUAAUCGCUAAUUAUUGUACGUACACUAUAUAUAAUGUAGUAGCAAUAUCUCUAUCACUAGUUUUCAUCCUGACGUUUAUUUGGAUAGGAGUGGAAUCACCGUAUUAUUUUUUAAGAAGACAACAAGAUGGAGAUCAAACAGACAUAACUCAUUUUGAGAAUGGUAAUAAUAUACAUAGAUUACUGUACUUUAGAGAACAAAAAUUUAUGACCUGUUGUCGAUCAGCCGUUUGGAUAAAAUCCUUAAUGAUGAUGAGUUUGCUGAUUCUAAUCCAUCAUUUUUCUGGAGUUAGUAUGAUUCCAAUUCUUUUACAAUAUGUUGAUUCAUACCUAGGAUCAAGAAAUUUUAGCUUAGACCAGAAAAUCAUAUUGAUAAUAUCAGUCGGUCUGGAGAUAGUUGGAACAAUCGUUUGUACCUUACUAGUGGACAAGUUGGGCAGAAAACCAUGUUUGAUAAUUUCGACUGUAUGCAUAGCAUUAUUUUAUGCACCAAUGACCAUACUAAAUGCCAUCAGAACAAAAUAUUUGGAUGUUAAUCAAGUGCCUGCUUUGACUAUCCUAUUUUUAGUUAUGUUUUUAAUAUUUUUUAAUUGUGGAAUAGCUCCUAUACCACGUAUUUUAUUAGGAGAGAUUUUUCCAAUGAAAAUUAAAAUGUUUGCUGCGGCAUAUAUAGUUAGUUUGCAACAAAUAUCAGUGUUUGUUGUCACAAAUUAUUUCCAGCAAAUUUCAUAUUUUAUUGGUUAUAAUACUAUUUUAUUCAUAUUUUUUGGAUCUAUGACCCUAGCACCUAUUUUAAUACAUUUUGGAAUUUUCGAGACUAAAGGUAAAAGCUUACACGAAAUACAAAUUGUUUUGAAAAAUUAUUGACUUAAUUCUAUUCAUAAGUCGUAUCGAAUUAUUUAAGUGGACCAUAUUAAAUUUUCCCAAAACCAACAAUGGUUACUAAUAAAAGAACAUUUUCAUGACUUCACUAAGUAAUAUUCACUGAUUGAUGAUAUAUUUAAUCAGAACAUGUAUCUUUAGGAAUUAUCGGAGCCUAUGAUCACAUUUCUAAUAGAUCACCUAACAACUAAUUACUUUAGAUUCGUACAGUAACUUUUCCAAGCUAAUUCAUGUUUUAUAUUCUAGCUAUUCAAUAAUUAUUAGUGGGCACGAUAUAUCUGGAUUCUAGACUUAACUUUGAUACCAAUAAACUAUUCUUAUGUUGCAAAUUAAAAAUUUACAGAAACCAGCUGUCUAUUAUGUUGCUCAUACGAAUCUACCUUACAAAAUCAUACAUACAAAAACAAAACAAACAACUCGACAGCUGAUCGCAUUUACGGUAGAAAUGAUUUUAUAAUAUAGAAACAUGAUAUGAAUUACUUUCAGAUCGUGAUCGCAUUAAAUCGAUCAUAAUUUCUGCACAGACCUUUUGUAAAACGUGUUUUGAAAAGGCAUGAAAUUGCUGACAUCCAUUAAAAGUGACUAUUUCUACUAUGAAAAUGUUAUUGAAAAUGAUAAUUCUUAUGUUGAAAGACAUAUACACAAAACAGCUUUUGGUCAUAGUUUCGUGAUGUACUCUUCAAAUUAUGAUAAGUAACCAUUUAAGGUGAUGAGUAGAUUGGUAUUCAAUAUCAUGAAUUUUAAUAAUUUGAAUUUUUUUCUAUAGAAAAAUGCGAAAGUAUGCGAAACGACAUUACAUUGAUUUCAAAAAUAGGAAAUUACAUCAACUUUCUAGCGAGGUUAUAGUUCUUCCAAUAUCAAUUGCAGAUUAUUAAAACCUUUGCCCACUAUUUUGUUUGAUCUACCAUAUGCUUAGAUAACUCAUUUUAUGAAUUUAUUAUUUUUAUAAAUAGAGAAAGUAUUCGUUAAAAGGCAAUCGAAUCAUUAUAAAUUGGAUGGAAUUAACUUGCACACAUGUACCUUCCUAUACAGCUGAGCCUUUUUUCUACCCCAUUCGUUUUCUUUUCUGGAAAAAGAAAUUUGAAAGCAAAAACCAUAAACAAAAGAAUUUUUUUCAAAAUGAAACAGAAUCUUUUAUUCAGUUUUUUUUUUGUUUAAAACCACAUGCUGACAAAACUUGACGCAAUGUUUCUGAACUGGUAUAAUUGUAUUCCGGAUAAUCUGCUACGCUAAUUAAUAUCACCACGCCACUACUUAUCGCAGAUUUUUUGGCAGGAAUACUUCGAAGAAACUGUGUACAUUGGCCUUCUGACAGCUUCGGCCAAUAGAAAUGCAAUUAUGUUUACGAUUCGAUGUAGAUUUCAUUGGUAAACAGAGUCCACGUGGACUGACGGUUUGUUAGAUUUUGACAGAAUUUUAUACGGGGAGUUAACAUUCUUUUUCAUAUCUUAAUUUGGUAUAACUGCCUUCUGCAAUUGAUAUAGGAAGAGCUAUAAAUACAAUCCCUAAAUUAUUAAAUAGAAGUAUGUUAUGAUUUAUAUUUGAAAUUAUAUAUAUUCUCUUGCUUAAAAUCAUCAUUGAAAAUAUUGUCUACCUUCUAAUAAUUUUAUAGCCUAGAUUAUUUUUUGUGCUAAAGUAGCAUAAUUAUGAAUUAAUCAACAAAUAAAUAUGACGUGUUCUUACAUAUUUUAGAUAGACCGAAAUAUAUUGGCGUAGUUGCCAAACUUACACUUAUGUACUAUAGUUGUUUCAUCAACUAUGUAAUAAAGGUAGCGGCUUUUAUAUACUUAUCAAGUUAUGUUCAAAAUUUAACAAAUCUAUCACUCAGGGAAAGAUAAUUAAUGUAAUCAUUCCAUUUACUGGAUAUCUUUAUUGAGUUUUUGUUUCUCAAACAAUUUCUUUCAUUUUUGCAAUGUUUUAUGAAACUUAUUUUUUAAUAUAUUGAAAUUAUUGUU